AUGGUGCGUAUGAACGUAUUGAGUGAUGCUCUCAAAUCUAUUCACAAUGCUGAAAAGCGAGGCAAAAGACAAGUGCUGAUCCGGCCUUGCUCCAAAGUCAUCGUCAAGUUUCUCACAGUGAUGAUGAAGCACGGUUAUAUUGGUGAAUUUGAAAUAGUGGAUGAUCAUAGGGCUGGCAAAAUCGUUGUUAACCUUACCGGCAGAUUAAACAAAUGUGGAGUUAUCUCACCGCGAUUUGAUGUUCCAAUUAAUGAUAUCGAGAGAUGGACCAACUUACUUCCAUCUCGACAGUUCGGAUACCUUGUACUCACCACCAGCGGAGGUAUCAUGGACCAUGAAGAAGCCAGACGAAAACAUCUUGGAGGGAAGAUUUUAGGAUUCUUUUUCUAA
This is a messenger RNA of Danaus chrysippus (African queen), 390 nucleotides long. The record is from the annotation of a GenBank genome assembly. Lineage: Eukaryota; Metazoa; Arthropoda; Insecta; Lepidoptera; Nymphalidae.